This is a messenger RNA of Ostrinia nubilalis (European corn borer), 1214 nucleotides long. RefSeq lists its product as uncharacterized. Gene Ontology annotation, biological process: regulation of transcription by RNA polymerase II. Gene Ontology annotation, cellular component: nucleus. The record is from RefSeq and is a predicted model, not a curated record. The transcript has 7 exons. Gene Ontology annotation, molecular function: protein binding. The coding region runs from base 155 to 1198 and encodes 347 amino acids. NCBI's taxonomy places the organism in Eukaryota, Metazoa, Arthropoda, Insecta, Lepidoptera, Crambidae.
AAGAAGAAGAAAUCUUCAUAAUAAGAUUUUUAACAACAAAACAACACUUAUUGUUUAAAAAACUUUCGUUCUUGUAGAAAGCACUUGAGUUAUUGGCACUAAAAAUAAAUAGUAAUGAGAUACUAGAUUUGUAGAAUCAAAAAUAAAUUUAAUAAUGGCACAGCAGUCCCAGUUUUCCUUGGCUUGGGAUGAAUACAGAAGAAAUAUUUGUAAUGGUUUGAGCUCUCUACAGCAGAAUGGGGAGUUUGUUGAUAUGACAUUGGCUGCAGAUGGUCACUUUGUCAAGGUGCACCAGGUUAUUGUGGCACUGGCGAGUCCUUACCUCAAAGAGCUUAUUGCGUCCAUACAGUGUCCUCAUCCAGUGGUAUUUUUGAAUAAAAUAUCCUACACAACUUUGUGCUCAGUGCUGGAAUACAUUUACACAGGUGAAGUCCUGGUUUCCGUUGACCACCUCAAUGAGCUCAUAGACGCUGGCCGAGAACUUCACAUCAGGGGCUUGGAGGACAUGAAACUACAGCAACAGCUGCCAAAAUCACAAGAACUGUAUGCAAACUCUCAAACAAGCAACAAUGUGGGGGAAUAUGACGAAGAAGUGUGUUAUUUUGAAAUAUCCAACCAGAGGAGUGAAGAUGACCAAUCACAGCUAGAGUUACAAACUUCAAUGUAUCCCGAGGUGUACGACUCAGACAUGAAGCCUGAAAUAACUGAGAAGUACGACAACACCAUGCUGCACAACUUUGAGCAGGAGUUCGUGGACGACGGCGUGGCUGAGGAGAUCACCCCUGACAGCCCCAUGACCCCCAGCAGUGAGAUAUCACAGAAAAACCCAGGUGUGAGCAUAAUGCAGUACACAGUAUCGAACCAGGGCUCGCUGCAGAUGAUACUGAACCGAUUUGUGUACUACCUGAAGCACAGCAACGCAAGUGGCACGCGGCAGUGGCGCUGCGUGGACUAUGUUAGCGCCGUCAAGUGUCCUGCGCAUAUCGUCACGAAAGCUGAUAUGGUGCUACAGAGAAUCCAUGCGCAUACGCACCCGUUUCACGAUAAGAGGAUUUUGAAGAAAGUCAGAGCCGGCUCCAUUUUCUCCGCUAUACAAGAGGCAGAAAACCAAGGGAAGGCCUUCAAAAGAAAACGAAUGAACUCGCCUGCUGAAUCUAGUAUAAAUAGUGCCGAUAUAAAUCCUGCUGAUAUAGAAUAAAUCAAAUUUUAGCCAU